This is a messenger RNA of Vicia villosa (hairy vetch), 3570 nucleotides long. RefSeq names its product putative disease resistance protein RGA1. Gene Ontology annotation, biological process: defense response to other organism. Bases 1 to 3426 code for a protein of 1141 amino acids. Gene Ontology annotation, molecular function: ADP binding. The transcript is spliced from 2 exons. The record is from RefSeq and is a predicted model, not a curated record. NCBI's taxonomy places the organism in Eukaryota, Viridiplantae, Streptophyta, Magnoliopsida, Fabales, Fabaceae.
AUGGCUUACACUAUAAUUGGAUCUGUGAUUCAAAACCUGGCUCCUUGUGUCCGAGAGGAGUAUGCAACAUUUAAAGGUGUUAACAAACAUGCUGAAAAGCUAUCAAGGAAUCUCACUGCUAUUCAUGCUGUCCUAAAAGAUGCUGAGGAGAAGCAAAUUUCAUCUGAGUCUGUUAAAAACUGGCUGAAAAAUCUGACUGAUGCAGCACACAUUCUUGACGAUAUAUUGGACAAAUGUUCAAUAUUUUCUGAAGCAACCAGAGACAACAAGUUCAUCAAACUCCAUCCUAAGAAGCUAAAUGCUCGUCGGAGCAUUGGAAAGAAGAUGAAAAAGGUUGCUGAAAGGAUUGAUCAUAUUGCUGAAGAAAGAGUCAAGUUUGGAUUAAAUCCAGGAAUGGCUCAAGAUGAGGAAUGGCGCCAAACUACCUCUGUCAUCUCUGAACCCCUAAUUCUUGGAAGAGAUGAGGAUAGACAGAAGGUUGUUGAGUUGCUUCUCGAGCAUGCUAGUGACAAUGAAGAACUACUCCCUGUCUAUUCCAUUGUUGGCCAUGGCGGAUAUGGAAAAACGGCACUUGCUAAACUGGUCUUAAAGGAUCAAAGCGUCAUUCAACAUUUUGAGGAGAAAAUUUGGGUGUGUGUUUCUGAUAAUUUUAGUAAGAUGAAAAUCUUGCAGUCCAUCAUAGAACACAAAGAUGGAAAAAGUCCACCUCUCUCGACUUUAGAGUUAAGGCAAAAAAAGGUUCAAGAAAUUUUGCAAAACAAAACAUAUUUACUUGUCCUUGAUGAUGUUUGGAGUGAAGACCAACACAACUGGAAUGAGUUCAAGUCAUUGCUGAAAAAUGGAAAUGGAUCUAAAGGUUCAUCAAUUUUAGUCACUACACGACUAGAUACUGUCGCAACCAUUGUCGGAACUCACCCUGCACAUCGUUUGGAAGGUUUAUCAGAUGAUGACAUGUGGUCAUUGGCUAGACAUUAUGCUUUUGAAACAAAUGGGGAACAGCGUCCAGAGCUUGUAAAGAUUGGAAAUAAUAUAGUGAGAAAAUGUGGUGGUUCUCCACUUGCCGCAAAAGUAGUAGGAAGCCUUCUGCGCGUUAAAACUGAAGAACAUCAAUGGGAUUCUAUUGAGAAAAGUGAGAUUUGGAAAUUAUAUGAUGAUGCAAUCAAGUCUGCUUUGAGUCUGAGCUACUACCAUCUAAAAUUUUCAUUGAGGCCAUGUUUUACUUUUUGUGCUGUAUUUCCUAAGGAUUUUGAAAUGGUGAAGGAAGAUCUAAUUCAACUUUGGAUGGCUAAUGGAUUUAUUUCGUCCGGAGGAAAUUUAGAGGCGGAGCAUGUUGGCAAUGAGGUGUGGGAUGAACUAUACAAGAGGUCAUUUUUCCAAGAAAUCAAAACUCAUGAAGAAGGAAAAGUUACAUUCAAAAUACAUGAUAUAUACCAUGAUAUUGCUAGCUCCAUUAUGGAAGAACAAUGCGUGGCUUCAACGGCUGCUAGCUUGACUAAGUUGUCAAAAAGAGUUCAUCAUAUCAGCUGCUUCAAUAUUGAUGAAAAAAUCAAGUACAGCAAGAUCCCAUUCAAACAAGUGGAAUCCUUGCGAACUUUUCUUGAUUUUUAUCCGCCUAAAUCAGAUUUAGGCGAGUUUCCAUCAAUUACUAGUCUCCGAGCAUUAAGUACGAGUUCUUUUCAACUCUCGGCCUUGAAAAAAUUUAUCCACUUGAGGUACUUGGAACUUUAUCGAAGUGACAUUAAAAUCUUGCCUGAGUCUAUUUGCAGCCUGAGAAAAUUACAAACUCUAAAGCUUGAACUUUGUGAACACCUUUCUAGUAUUCCCAAUCAAUUGACACAACUACAAGAUCUCAGACAUCUCAUGAUCAAAGGAUGUCACUCAUUAGCAUCAAUGCCUUCUGGCAUUGGGGGGUUAUCUCAUCUGAGAACAUUGAGCAUUUUCAUUGUGGGAUCGGAGGCUGGGUUCGGUUUAGCAGAGCUGCAUAACUUACAACUGGGAGGCAAGCUACACAUCAAAGGCCUUGAGAAAGUGUCAAAUGAAAGGGAUGCUAGAGAAGCUAAUUUAGUCGGUAAGAGGGAAUUAAAUCGCUUAUACUUGUCGUGGAGUAGCGAUGUUGAUUCACAAGGUAGUGGUACUAGUGCUGAGCAAGUUCUCGAUGCCCUUGAGCCUCACAUCGGCCUCAAGGGUUUUGGGAUGAACGGUUAUGCAGGAAUAAAUAUCCCAAAUUGGAUGAGAAAUACAUCCAUUUUGGAAGGCUUGGUUGAUGUCAUACUCUACAACUGCAAAAACUGUGUGCAGCUUCCUCCACUUGGUAAGUUACCAUGUUUGACUACUCUUUAUGUAUCUGGAAUGAGAGAUUUAAAGUACAUUGAUGAUGACUUGUAUGAAAUUGCGACGGAUGAGGCUUUUCCGUCACUAAAGAAAAUGACGUUAUUUGAUUUACCCAAUUUAGAGAGGGUGUUGAAAAGUGAAGGAGUAGAGAUGCUAUCACAACUUUAUGACUUAAGAAUUCAGGGUAUCCCCAAGUUUGAAUUACCAUCCCUUCCGUCUGUUGAGAUUCUUUAUGUGAGUUGGGAAACUGAAGAUUCAUCGGAGUCUCUUUCUGAAACUGAUGAUGGAAGUGAUUCCAAUGAUGAUGGUGCGUCUUUCUUGAAGGAAAUUGCAGGCAGAAUGCAAAAUCUCAAGGAACUUUUCAUUGAAAAUUUUCAUGAACUUGUGGUAUUACCUGAUGAACUCAACUCUCUGAAUUCUUUACAAGAACUGUACAUUUCAUGUUGUGAAGCACUUCGGCGUAUUCCCAAGUGUGUAUUUGAAGGUUUGAAUUCUCUUCGCGUUUUGAGCUUUGCACUUUGCAGUAGCUUAAGUUCCUUGCCCAGAAGUACCAGAAACCUAACUUGUCUUGAAAGACUUCAAAUCACUUUUUGUCCCAAUCUCAUUUUACCACCUACUAUGAACAUGCUAACUUCCCUUCGUCAAGUGAGGAUCUUCGGCGAGAAUAGAAAUGGCAUGUUACAUAAUGGAUUAGAAGGUAUUCCCUCGUUGCAAAAUUUGUAUCUCACAAGUUUUCCAUCUCUUGUAUCCUUGCCAGACUGGUUGGGAGCCAUGACUUCUCUUCAAACAUUAGAAAUGAGUGGGUUUGCUCAGUUAACCUCGUUGCCAGCUAAUUUUCAACAACUCAUAAACUUGAAAGAAUUACGUAUUUCUGAAUGUCCUAAGCUGGUAAACCGAUGCAAGAGAGAAACAGGCGAAGAUUGGCUUAAGAUAGCUCAUGUUCCUAAAUUGAAAAUGGAUUUUGAAUCUGAUGUGAAGCCAUCAGCUUGCGAGAAAAUGAAGUCAUUAUGGAAGAAGUUGAAGCAAGUCCAGCGUCAGCAUCAUGACUAUUACCCUCAUGAGGAUGAAUUUGACGGGAUGGUUGAUGAGCGAUGAAUGAAGAGAAUGUAUAUGAUAAAACUUGGAUUUUAUUUAAAUCCUUUCUGGUUAUAUCCUCUUGUUUGUCAGUUGUUUCGGUUUGGUUUGUUGGCGCGUGUAUUUUGCGGUUUGGUUAAUAGGUUUGUUGUUGUGUGCUUUUUG